Crotalus tigris (Tiger rattlesnake) is the source of this 300-nucleotide messenger RNA. RefSeq names its product POM121 and ZP3 fusion protein-like. The record is from RefSeq and is a predicted model, not a curated record. The transcript is spliced from 3 exons. The coding region runs from base 1 to 300 and encodes 99 amino acids. Lineage: Eukaryota; Metazoa; Chordata; Lepidosauria; Squamata; Viperidae.
AUGGAGCAGCUGAUACCCCCCCUCUCCCGCAGAUGCCUGCUUGACGGGCGGAUAGACGGGGUCUCGUCCGCCUUCCUCGCCCCGCGGCUACGCCCGGAGACCCUGAGGUUCACGGUGGAUGCCUUCCGAUUCACUGAAGAGGCCCAAAAACUGGUCUGUCCUGCUGUGGAGGAUGGGUUGGGGGGUGGUGGGCAGAGGGCUCCUAUCUACAUCACCUGCCGCCUGAAAGUCACCCCAGGAGAGCAACCUCCGGAUGCCUUGAACAAAGCCUGUUCGUUCGAUGCAGCCAGCCAUUCGUGA